Messenger RNA from Oncorhynchus mykiss (rainbow trout), 2293 nucleotides. RefSeq lists its product as uncharacterized. Gene Ontology annotation, molecular function: proteasome binding. Gene Ontology annotation, cellular component: nuclear membrane; nucleus. Gene Ontology annotation, biological process: nuclear protein quality control by the ubiquitin-proteasome system; proteasome localization. NCBI's taxonomy places the organism in Eukaryota, Metazoa, Chordata, Actinopteri, Salmoniformes, Salmonidae. The record is from RefSeq and is a predicted model, not a curated record.
GACAUUGACCAAUCAGGUUGAUGGGUAAUGAACCACGACCGCGCGCUAAGUUCUUGCGACAGUAAUUUUGUCAUACAUUCGCGGGAGAACAGCUUUGCCAGCAACUAUUUAAAUUUAUGGCAUUUAUUUGAGGUACUUGGCAUGCGGUAGCUGCGUGUUAUUAGUACAACCUUCACAGUUUGUUGGCUGCACACUACUAGACAGUUUCCUAGCUAGCUAGACAGCUAACGUUAACAACAUAACUGGCAAACUUUUUGCAAGAGGUCUGUCGUUUUGAUCCAAAGUAUCUAAUAUGGCAACUAUGUGUCACUCAAGACGUGCCCUGAUGGAAAUCCCAGCACCACAGCCGAAAAUUGCAGCUCGAAUGAGAAGGUCCUACCUGGAGGUUCUAAGUUCACGCAUAGCUCCAUUCUCAACCACUUCUAGAGGCAGAAACCUGACCAGCAAUUCAAAACGUGGGCAUUCAUUGGACCCAGCCAUAUACAGAACAGUGAGUAGUCGGAGUGAGGCCCAAAGUGAAAGAAUGGAAGACGACCAGACACCCCUGUCCAACCAGCAGCUUGUGCAGCUCAUAAGAUCUUUCAUCCUAGUAGAACAGGGGCAGAGGCAGGAGCCCAGAGCCCUCACUACAGACCUGAAGCCGUUACAGGAGGACUUGCACCUGAAAAAGACCAAUGUCUACAGAUCUAUACCCUACUCACGGCUGGGGUCCAACCGAGACGCACACUGUUACAGAAAGGCAUAUCCACACCUGGUGGUGUUUAAAGUUUCCUGCCAGGAGUGGGGUCAGCUGCUGCUGCAGAAUGAGGAGUGGGAGUCUGCUCUGGAGCACGCCCUAGUGGCGUGGAGGUACACCAGUGAGCUGCCACAGUGGGACACCAGCAGCCACAACUUGGUGAGGGAACAGUGUUACAGCAUGCUGGCAGCCCACUGCAUCACAGCUCUACAGCACUACUGCCCAGACCCCAGCAAAGCCAUAGAGCUGCACAGGAGGUUUAAAAUGGCACAGCUGCACAGUCAGUUGAUCUCUCCUUGUAUUCAGGAGCUGGAGAGAAGCCUCGGCGAAGCACAGGUUUGUUCCAUGAACACCCACUGAAAUGGCCAACACUAAGAUCAGCUGACAACCAUCAGCACGGCUUCCAAGUCUAUGGGGUUGCACUAUUGAACAGCGUAUAUCAGUGGUUGCCAUUCAAUUAUGUUUGGUAUCCUUGCCUUGUGUUGCGCUAUUCCCCCUUGCCUUGUGUUGCGCUAUUCCCCCUUGCCUUGUGUUGCGCUAUUCCCCCUUGCCUUGUGUUGCGCUAUUCCCCCUUGCCUUGUGUUGCGCUAUUCCCCCUUGCCUUGUGUUGCGCUAUUCCCCCAUGCCUUGUGUUGCGCUAUUCCCCCAUGCCUUGUGUUGCGCUAUUCCCCCUUGCCUUGUGUUGCGCUAUUCCCCCUUGCCUUGUGUUGCGCUAUUCCCCCUUGCCUUGUGUUGCGCUAUUCCCCCUUGCCUUGUGUUGCGCUAUUCCCCCAUGCCUUGUGUUGCGCUAUUCCCCCUUGCCUUGUGUUGCGCUAUUCCCCCUUGCCUUGUGUUGCGCUAUUCCCCCUUGCCUUGUGUUGCGCUAUUCCCCCAUGCCUUGUGUUGCGCUAUUCCCCCAUGCCUUGUGUUGCGCUAUUCCCCCAUGCCUUGAGUUGCGCUAUUCCCCCAUGCCUUGUGUUGCGCUAUUCCCCCAUGCCUUGUGUUGCGCUAUUCCCCCAUGCCUUGUGUUGCGCUAUUCCCCCUUGCCUUGUGUUGCGCUAUUCCCCCAUGCCUUGUGUUGCGCUAUUCCCCCAUGCCUUGUGUUGCGCUAUUCCCCCUUGCCUUGUGUUGCGCUAUUCCCCCUUGCCUACAGUAUUCCCUCAGAGUAAAUACAAGAGAGCUUUGAAUUUUGGUAAGCUGUUUUUUAAAUGUGCAUUUAAGCUUUUUGUAUUUAAGUUGUUUUGUAAAAUGUGUUUAUUGCCAUUGAACUAUUGAAUGUUGAAUGUUAUCACAAGGAAAUGAUGAAGUGGCCUUUAAAAUGUGAAAGGCUGUCAGAGAAAUGAUGAACUGUCCUUUUCACCAAGAUGUUUUAUAUGUAGGGGAUGUUUUUGUGGAUGUGUUGAAAAAUGCCACGAUACAUGAAACAGCUGCCUUAUUUCAACUUGGCUGAAUGCUACCUGUUUUGUAAAUAUUUGUCUAAAGUAACUGUUUUGCACUGUUUUCUUCAUCCUGGAAACUUGACAUUUUGAUAAAAUCAAAUCUAAUUUAAUAAAAUUCUACUUAGUUUUUCGACAUUGA